GCUUCAUUCGAAAUUUUAGCUACAGAUCUCAAAGCUCCUCCUGUUGGCUAUCUCUCUCUCUCUCUCUCUCUCUAUAAGCACAGUUUGACUUUUCUCGGCGGUUUCAUGCAUGGCGGCGACUAGUGCAGAUUAUAAUCAGUUCGUCAGUGAGACCUCUUUUUACAACCGAAUGGUUCUGAGUCACCUUUUGCCGGCGAAUCUAUGGGAACCUUUACCACAUUUCCUUCAGACAUGGCUCCGGAACUACCUCGCCGGAAACAUACUCUACUUCAUCUCCGGCUUUCUUUGGUGCUUCUACAUCUAUUACCUUAAACUCAACGUUUACGUCCCAAAAGAUUCCAUUCCUACAAGAAAGGCUAUGCUUUUGCAAAUAUACAUGGCAAUGAAGGCUAUGCCUUGGUACACUCUUCUUCCAGCUGUCUCUGAGUACAUGAUCGAGCAUGGUUGGACCAAAUGUUACUCUACACUUGACCAUUUCAACUGGUUCGUCUGUUUGCUCUACAUAGCUCUCUAUCUUGUUUUGGUUGAGUUUAUGAUUUAUUGGGUUCACAAAGAGCUUCAUGACUUUAAUUUUCUCUAUAAGCAUCUCCAUGCGACCCACCAUAUGUACAACAAACAAAACACACUCUCCCCAUUUGCCGGGCUCGCAUUUCACCCGUUGGACGGGAUACUUCAGGCUGUACCGCACGUGAUAGCGCUGUUUAUAGUGCCGAUUCAUCAUAUAACACAUUUGAGUCUUUUGUUUUUUGAAGGGAUAUGGACAGCAAGCAUCCAUGAUUGCAUCCAUGGUAACAUUUGGCCUAUAAUGGGAGCAGGAUACCAUACCAUACACCAUACGACAUACAAGCAUAACUAUGGUCAUUAUACCAUAUGGAUGGAUUGGAUGUUUGGCUCUCUUAGGGUUCCUUUAGCAGAAGAAGACAGUUUCAAGGAGAAAGCAAAGUGAGAAUGUUCAAUGCUCACAUUUCUCUUCUUAAUAUGUUGUUCUUCUCGUGACUCUUAAAACAUUUCUUAUCACUUUGUUGGAAUUCAAAACAUGACUGCAUAAUUUGAUGCAAAGUUCCUGACUUCUAGUUUUAAAA
Molecule: messenger RNA, 1082 nt
Organism: Arabidopsis lyrata subsp. lyrata
Lineage: Eukaryota; Viridiplantae; Streptophyta; Magnoliopsida; Brassicales; Brassicaceae
Product: putative Delta(7)-sterol-C5(6)-desaturase 2
Exons: 4
Coding region: 110-946 (278 amino acids)
Biological process (GO): lipid biosynthetic process
Molecular function (GO): iron ion binding; oxidoreductase activity
Source: RefSeq, a predicted model, not a curated record